AUGGAUGCGUUCAUAGAUCCGACCGAGGCGGGCAAGUAUCCGCUCAUCAUCGGUGACGGGCUCUUGGGCAAGACGUCCAACGAAAUCUUCACCGGUGUUCGAUAUAACUACAAGCCGACGCUCUCCUCGACCGAAGCCCCCGGGUAUGCCCGCCUCAAACCGUCCGUACCCGGCAAGACGAGCGCAUACGACUUGACCUACAAUGAUGGCGACGCCAAGUAUUCCUACAACGGCACCCGAAGCACAGACGACAAUCAGUUUGUCCUGCACUUCGACCCUCAACGACAAGCCUUUGUCCUCGACAAGGUCGACUCGACAUUCAACAUGAAUAUUACCUGCCUUCCGGGCAACUCGGAUGCUCAAAAACUCACCCGCCAAUACCCUUCCCUCGAGAGCAGGAAGCUUGAUAGGAAAAAUGCUACCGCAACGAAGGAGCCGAGACAAAAGACGUCGACGUCGAACGCCAAAGCCGCCCAGUCGAAGCCGCCCAAGCGCAAGCCCGAGAAGAGGCAGCCCCCCCAGGAGGUGGCCUUGUCCCUACCCCAGCCUGAACCGGCGAAGGAAAAGAAGAAGCCGGUGGGUGACUACGAAGAAGAGGAUGACGACGACGACGACGAUGAUGGAGGGCUCGUCAUCGAGUUUCCCGGUGGAGAGGCGGCCAAGCAUCAGCAAACGGAUUUCUCCCCCGCUUUCCCGCCGCCGCGCCGCUUCGACGACUUCAUGGACCAGCGUGACUCCGAAGGUGACGCAGACGGCGAGAGUGACGACGAUGCCGACAUGGAAUUCAAGUUGCCAAGCCCGGUUAACGGUGGCGCGAAUCACGCGAAGCCCGUAGGAGAAGAAGGGGAGGAAGAGUACGAGUACGAGGAAGUGGAGGAACAGGCGGCCGGCGCGGACAUGGAGGAUGACCUGGCCAAGGAAAUGGAAAUCGCCUUUGAGGACUUGGAGAACAGCCAGGCGGGGAGCCCCGAUGGUGAAGAAAGCGAGAUCUCCGAAGAAGAUUAG
Drechmeria coniospora is the source of this 1005-nucleotide messenger RNA. RefSeq lists its product as uncharacterized. The record is from RefSeq and is a predicted model, not a curated record. NCBI's taxonomy places the organism in Eukaryota, Fungi, Ascomycota, Sordariomycetes, Hypocreales, Ophiocordycipitaceae. The transcript is spliced from 2 exons. The coding region runs from base 1 to 1005 and encodes 334 amino acids.